Molecule: messenger RNA, 1161 nt
Organism: Lepus europaeus (European hare)
Lineage: Eukaryota; Metazoa; Chordata; Mammalia; Lagomorpha; Leporidae
Gene: BHLHE22
Product: basic helix-loop-helix family member e22
Exons: 1
Coding region: 1-1122 (373 amino acids)
Molecular function (GO): protein dimerization activity
Source: RefSeq, a predicted model, not a curated record
AUGGAGCGCGGGCUGCACCUCGGCGCGGCGGCCGCGGGCGAAGACGACCUCUUCCUGCACAAGAGCCUGAGCGCCUCCACCGCCAAGCGCUUGGAGGCAGCUUUCCGCUCCACGCCCCCGGGCAUGGACCUGUCCCUGGCGCCGCCGCCUCGGGAACGCCCGGCGUCCUCCUCCUCCUCGCCCCUCGGCUGCUUCGAGCCGGCUGACCCCGAGGGGGCAGGGCUGCUGCUGCCGCCGCCUGGGGGAGGUGGCGGCGGCGGCGGCGGCGCGGGAGGCGGUGGCGGCGGCGGCAGCGGCGGCGGAGGGGUGGGUGUCCCCGGGCUGCUCGUGGGCUCAGCCGGCGUUGGGGGCGACCCGAGCCUGAGCAGUCUGACGGCGGGGGCCGCCCUGUGCCUCAAGUACGGCGAAAGCGCGAGCCGGGGCUCAGUGGCCGAGAGCAGCGGCGGCGAGCAGAGCCCCGACGACGACAGCGACGGUCGCUGCGAGCUGGUGCUGCGGGCCGGAGGCACCGACCCGCGAGCCUCCCCGGGUGCGGGAGGCGGCGGCGCCAAGGCGGCCGAGGGCUGCUCCAACGCCCACCUCCACGGCGGCGCCGGCGUCCCCCCGGGGGGCCCCGGCAGCGGCGGCGGCGGGGGUAGCAGCGGCGGCAGCGGGGGCAGCAGCAGCAGCAGCAGUAGCAAGAAAUCCAAAGAGCAGAAGGCGCUGCGGCUCAACAUCAACGCCCGGGAGCGCCGGCGGAUGCACGACCUGAACGACGCGCUGGACGAGCUGCGCGCGGUGAUCCCCUAUGCGCACAGCCCCUCGGUGCGGAAGCUCUCCAAGAUCGCCACGCUGCUUCUCGCCAAGAACUACAUCCUCAUGCAGGCGCAGGCCCUGGAGGAGAUGCGGCGCCUCGUCGCCUACCUCAAUCAGGGCCAGGCCAUCUCGGCCGCCUCCCUCCCCAGCUCGGCGGCCGCCGCCGCGGCCGCCGCUGCCCUGCACCCGGCGCUCGGCGCCUAUGAGCAGGCGGCGGGCUACCCGUUCAGCGCCGGGCUACCUCCGGCUGCCUCCUGUCCGGAGAAGUGCGCCCUGUUCAACAGCGUCUCCUCCAGCCUCUGCAAACAGUGCACGGAGAAGCCUUAAACACACCCCCGUAAAACACAGACGGACCCAAAAGCUAGA